This is a messenger RNA of Gymnogyps californianus (California condor), 4377 nucleotides long. RefSeq names its product debranching RNA lariats 1 (gene DBR1). Gene Ontology annotation, cellular component: nucleus. Gene Ontology annotation, biological process: mRNA splicing, via spliceosome. NCBI's taxonomy places the organism in Eukaryota, Metazoa, Chordata, Aves, Accipitriformes, Cathartidae. The transcript is spliced from 8 exons. The coding region runs from base 1 to 1620 and encodes 539 amino acids. The record is from RefSeq and is a predicted model, not a curated record. Gene Ontology annotation, molecular function: RNA lariat debranching enzyme activity.
AUGAAGGUGGCGGUGGCGGGGUGCUGCCAUGGCGCCCUGGACAAGAUGUACGAGACGCUGGAGCUGCUGCAGCGGCGGCACAACGUGCGGCCCGACCUGCUGCUCUGCUGCGGCGACUUCCAGGCCGUCCGCAACGAGGCGGACCUGCGCUGCAUGGCCGUGCCCGCCAAGUACCGCCACAUGCAGACCUUCUACCGGUACUACUCCGGCGAGAAGAAGGCCCCGGUCCUCACGGUGUUCAUCGGCGGGAACCACGAGGCGUCCAACCACCUGCAGGAGCUGCCCUACGGCGGGUGGGUGGCGCCCAACAUCUACUACCUCGGUUACGCGGGCGUGGUGCGGUUCCGCGGCGUGAGGAUCGGCGGCAUCUCGGGCAUCUUCAAGUCUCAUGACUACCGGAAAGGCCACUUUGAGUGUCCACCAUACAACCAGCAAACAAUUAGAAGCGCUUACCAUGUGAGGAAUAUUGAAGUCUUCAAACUCAAGCAGUUAAAGCGUCCAAUUGAUAUAUUUAUGUCACAUGACUGGCCAAGGAGCAUAUAUCACUAUGGAAACAAGAAACAGCUUCUUAAAAUGAAGUCCUUCUUCCGUCAAGAAGUGGAGAGCAACACAUUAGGAAGCCCUGCUGCUUCAGAGCUUCUGCAGCAUCUGAAACCCACCUACUGGUUCUCGGCUCAUCUUCAUGUUAAAUUUGCAGCUUUCAUGCAACACCAGACAAACUCCAAAGAAGAGCUGCCAAAAGCAACAAAGUUUUUGGCUCUGGAUAAAUGCCUGCCACACAGAGACUUUCUGCAGAUAAUAGACAUAGAGCAUGAUCCUAGUGCAGGUGACUCGCUGGAGUAUGAUGCUGAGUGGAUUGCAGUCCUCAAGGCCACCAACAGUCUUGUUAAUGUGACGCAGAGCUCAUGGAAUAUGCCUGAAAAGAAUGGCCUCCAUGCCAAGUGGGAUUACAGUGCGACAGAAGAAGCCAUCAAAGAGGUGUUAGAAGAGCUGAAUCAUAACCUCAAAAUUCCUUGUAACUUCACAUUGACAGCUGCUUGUUAUGAUCCCAGCAAGCCCCAAAAACACGUGGAACCGGUUCAUACCAUCAAUCCACAGACCACUGAGUUUUGUGCCCAGUUUGGCCUCACUGACAUCAAUGACAGGAUCCAGCAAGCUAAAGAAGAGGGCUCAGCACGAGGCGAAUAUGAAGAGGAGGAGGAGGAAGAGGAGAUGGACAGUACUGGGUCAGCAGAGGAACCCAGUGAAUAUAAUACAGAUAAUUCUGGACUUUCAUCCAUUAAUCCAGAUGAAAUAAUGCUGGAUGAAGAAGGUGGCGAUGAAGACUUGAGUACAUGUUCUGUAGAUCCUUCCCCUGAUCAUCCUCCUGACUUUUCUGCAAGUUUUUCUGACAUCCGGAUCAUGCCAGAUUCCAUGGCGGUAUCGUCUGAUGAUGCUAUGGAUUCUACUAACGAGGAACUGGAGAAAUCUGCUGUGAGUAAGCAGGUGGAAGAGAAGAGCUUAAAUGAGAGACCAUUAAAGCGCAUUGGUGGUAAUGAAAAUGGAAACAGUGGCAUUAAAAAAAUAAAGAGAAGGAAUCAAGCUAUCUAUGCUGCAGAGGAUGAAGAUAAAACAGAAUAAUACUUCAUAUGAUGUAUAAAUAAGUUCUCUCCGUACCUUUUUAUGGGAAGGUGGUGAGAACUGUGGUGGACUACUCGUGCUUUUAACCUUACUUGAUCUUAUUCAUGUUACUUUCUUAUGCUGAAGAGGCUGUAUGUACCUCUCGCAGGGAAGAAGAUUUAUCCAGAUUAAACACCUAAGUCAGAAGCAGACUUUUCCAACAAAAUACUUUGUCAAAGGAUUUAAAGCUCAUGUAUAAUCAGUUGAUUUUGCUUCGGUUCUUGGUUAUUAGUGUAUACUACGUAUCUUCAGCUGUACUGCUAUACAAGAUUCACUGUGCUUGUUUAACAAGAAAAGAACUCUUAGAUUAUAACUCAAGUCGAAGUGAGAGGAUGUCUGACUUACAAGACUGAAUGAUUUGAUUUUAUUGCUUUUGUCUUGUUUUAUACUGAACUUUUAAUACAAAGUAGCAUAUGCAAUAACUCCGUGAACUAAAUUUGAAAAUAGAAUUCCCAUGGUAACAAAACAGCAAUAGAAGAGUGAAGAUUUUUGUUUCUGGUGAUAUUCAUGCCAUAGAAAAACUUUAUGGUCAUAAACAAAACAAUGUGUGUUGUCCAGUAUUGGCUUUUAAUUACAGUUUUGAUAGAGAACCAAGUCGCUUAAUUUGAAGCAUGACAGUUUUACGGGAACCAUGGAAGAGUGCAUCUCUGCUCUUAAAAACUCACUUGUGUGCUGUUUCUUAAAACUUGAGAACCAUGUCUUAAAAUUAAAAUGCAAGUAGUUAGGAUGAACAGCUUCCCAAACGUGGACGUCAUCACUGUCUCAAUUCUUACUAAUUAAGGCUGUGUUGUAUUUUCGUAUAAGGUGGUUGAUGCUUAUAAGUUGCUUGAGACAAUAAUGCCUACCGUUAUCAUUAGCCUAAGUCUUCACCUGUCGCUUCUUUUCAGUAGUGUGUAACUUGCUGAAUUCUUACAACUGGAUUUGGAAUCUUCCAAAGUACCUUCAUAAACUUCAGCUGAGGGAGAACAGGAGUUGCCAGAAUAUAGAUCCUCUUGGAAGUUGGAAGUUUUCUUUUUACUGUUCUAGUUUGCCCUGAAUUAUUAGCAAACAAAUUACAGUCCUUUGGCCUAAAAGGCUGUGAGGGUAACAAAACUUACUGGACAGUGUUUUCAAGAACUAUAGCGUAUGUCAUUAGACUCAUUAGUCUUACAGUCAAGUUCUGCUGGCGUUGUGUGCUGAGCUUUCAGAGUCCAGACGGAGCGGGAUUUCCUCAUGACUGUGCUGCCCUUGAGAGCAGAGGUAGCUCCUGUUUGCUUUUACUCCUCUCAGGCACAGGCACUGUGGAGAAGAAAGCAUCCUGACAGGAAGAGGGAAGUGGACAGGGAGCCAGGAGUGAAAUGCGUCGGUGGCUGUGAGUUAUGUAGCAGGGAAACACUUUAAGGUCAAGACUUCCGUCUUUAAAAUCACUUCCAUGUUCUGGGAUUCAUCUUAGUUCCUCUCAUGUCAGCAGUUCACUAUGAAAACUAAAUGUGUGUAAGUAUUCCAGAGCUAGAAAAUGGCAAAAUUAAUGCUCUCCAAAGUUCUGAUUAACAGCUUUAUACUGGUGGGUUGAUGCCAUUAACAUCCUGUUUUUUUUCCAGAGGAUGCUAUCUUGUUUAUUAAAUUAUUAAUUGGGCCCUCUUAAUACUGUUCCUGUAUCUCUCUCUGCCUGUUCGUCUGUCAGAAUACCCACCAAAGAGAACUGUGGUACAAUGUGAUGAAAAAUUGGAAGUGUUUGGUGUAACCCUCAGGUUAUCUAAAGUAGCUGUGAACUAUCAGCUAGAUUACUGAAGAUAGUUGAGUAUCUUUAAGGGUCCUGGGCCUGCAAUGCUAAAAUCUUAAGCAUGCCUCAUGAUCUGGAAAUAAAGUAUUUUAAGUAUAAAUUGUGUUAUGAACUUGAAAAGUCUCCCAAGAAAUCUGCACAUGGUAUUCAGCUGUCGGAUUCUACGUGAACUGGAGUGAAAGAUGUGUGCUACAUGUAAUAGACUUUUUAGACUGACUUCAUAUGUUUUUAAAGCAAAUUAUUCUGUCGUGUGUUAUUCUCUUUCUGCUAAAUGUGUUUUGGCUUUCUAGAAAGCAGGAGACUUUAACAAGAUAGAAUACUGAUUUUUUGCAUCUUUAAAGAUUUUUUUUUUUAAUGAAGUAUUUCAGCAUCCAUUGAACAGAGUGCAGCUGGUAAAUAUACUUAACAUAACUUUUUUUUAGUACAAACCAUGUCUGAGCUAUAUAGAGUUAUUGUGCCCUUUCUUGUAGUUGUUCACACCCUCUUUGCAGUUUGAAGUGUCCAGCUGUACUGUGCUCUCGUCCGUUAUGGAUUUUCCCUGUCAGCAAGAUCCUCUGCUGCAUGUAGAACUCCAUUGAAGCUCUGAACCUGAAGCUUCCCCAGUAAAGACAACCAAAUACUCCAAAAAGUAUGUAAAACUCUAGGGAAGGCUGACAAAGUUUAAUCAAUUCUUAAGACCCAGAGUCUUCAGUCCUCUUUAAAAGGAAGCUUUAAAGUCUUUCUGAAAACUUCUGACUUCUGAAAUUUUGGUGAGAAACAUCUGGAAAAUGUUUAUCUGUCAGACCCUCGUAUCACAGAUUUUUCAGUAUGUGAGACUUGCACUGAGUCUAAAAAUGUUUUUGCUGUUAUCUGUAAAGUGCUUGAGAAAAGUGUUCACCUCUUUCAUUCCAGGACAGCACACAGGUGUUUUGUUCAAAGCUUGUUCUUAAUCAGAGAAAAACAAACUCAGGAAAGGA